UUUACCGAAACACGUGUGGAGUGCGGUUUAUUAUUAUUCCCGAUUUUGAAGCUCCUAUAAAUCACAAAGAAAGAUAGAAAAGCCCAAGCCAAGAUGACCACCUCGUUGGCCCAGCAGCUGCAGAAAUUGGCGGCGCCGCAGACGUCCGUGACUUUGGCGGACGCCCGCAGCAGGGCCUCCAUUCUGUUUGAUCCCAAAGAGGCGGCCACCAAGGAUCGCCGGGAGAUCUACCAAAUCGGAUUGACCGGGCUGCAGGAGCUGACCGACUUCAAUCCGGCCUUCAAGGAGUUCCAACUAACACUGUUUGACGAAGCCACCCUGACACUGGAGCGCUCCGUGGAGCUGCCGGAGGUGAACAAGCUGUUGGACGCGGCCAUUGCCAAGUUCCUGCGUCUGCUGUCCCCCUACCUGUUGCUGCGCCCCGCCCACAUGGCCUUCGAGUGGCUGCUGCGUCGCUUUCAGGUGCACGAAUACAACCGCGGCCAGGUGAUGGCUCUGAUACUGCCCUACCACGAGACCAAGACCUUUGUACAGAUCCUGCAGACCAUGAGGCUGCGCUCCUCGGAUGCCGAUUGGUUCUGGCUGCGACCUCUGCAACGCCCGGGAGUGUCUUUGGCCAAGACCGCCAUUGUCAAUCGGGCGGCCAGCAACCCGGCCUUUCUGAGCUUCAUCUGCCAAAGCACCCAGAAGGCCGUUAAAGAGCUGGGGCCCCGCGCCCACCAGCUGCAGGCUCAAAUUAACUUCUACGCCACCGUUGUGGUCGGAGCCCUCCAGACUGCCAAACCGCUGCAGGACUGGCACAUCACCACCAUCCUGGAGUCGUUGCUGAGGGGCCUGGCGUCCGAUACCAUUGACUUUAUGGCCGCUGCCUAUGUGAUCGUGGCCCAGCUGGUAUCGCGCACCAAGCUCCAGAGCAAGGUUUGCAACGCCCUGCUGGAACGUGUGGCCAACUGUCCGUUCGAACGGCUACACACCGAGUCGCUGCUCCUGCUCAUUUGCAUCUACGGCAAGCAGAAGGCCGCCGUGCCUCACUUCAAGCCGGAGACCGUGCUGAAUCUGGUUGGCCAGAAGUGGCUGAUCUCGGCACUGGCCUCGCUGGCCAAGGCCAAUGUCGCCAUUCAGUCCAUUUGCAUGCCCCUGAUGACGUGCGCCGUGGCCGCCAUUCGGGAGGAUGUGGCUGCUUCCAGCUCUUACGAAGUGUUCCUGGACAACCUUCUGUCCGAAGUGCCCAUGACCACGCCGUGCGCCCAGAAACUGAUCAACUGCUUUUUGGAUACUUUUGUGGAGACUGAGCCUAAGGCAGCCGAGCCCAUGGACACCGAUGACAACGACGACACCAUUGUCAUUGAUUCAGACGAUGAUGAGGUGGCAGCGGAGAAGACCAGCUUUCAAACCUGGUAUGCCGGUUACCUCGAAAAGCUGGAGAAGCGCUAUCCAGAGGCCUUUGACCUGAGCGUUAAGGAAGCCCUAAGGGCCAAGUCCACCACCAGUAAUCGUCAGAAGGCCUUGAAGUUGGCCUUGGGUUUCCGCCUCAACACCUCCGAUGACAAGGCGAAGCGGGCCUAUGAGAAGCUCUACCAUUACAGUGCCGACUUGCGCCUGAGUGCGGUCCAGCAGCUGCUGCUCAACCUCAAAAGCGACAAAAGGCGGGAGCGCAGUGUAAAGCUGUUGCGGGAAUGCCUUCCGGACAGAAUCAACGAUGACAGUGGUGCUGUGGUCGCCGCCGUACUCUCAUUGCCUACGGCAGAGCUGGCCGAGAUGUUGGUUCCGCUUAGCCUGACCCAGACCCUGUGCCACCUGGUAAGCCGAGCCCAAACCGAAAAGGAUGAAGAAUGGCAGCCUGUACUGGUGCUGGCAGUGCGUCAUUUGACCACCACCACUGGAAGUGGCAACUACGACGAAAAUCUGGUGCUGCUGGCCCUGAUGCCGCUGCUCUUCCCCGCCGCCGCUUUGGGGGAACACGAGCAUGCUGCUCUGGUGAUUCUGCUGCAUAGUGAGUUUGCCGGAAGAGUUCCUUUCCUCAAGGAACUGAAGGUGAGCAGCGAGUUCAAGGAUUUCAAGACCAGCGAACAUCGGCAGCACUUCCUGGACGUAAUAGCGGGCAGCAGCCAAGAGCUGAUCAGCCAGGAAAGGGGUCUGCUUCAAAGCGUUGAGGAGCAUGGAGGCACGACUUACCUGGAGAAGCCGGCCCAGCUGACGCACCUGCUGCUCCUACUGACCGCCUACGCCAAGCGGGAACUGCAGCCGUCGGAGAGCCUGCAUGUGUUGGACAAGAUUGGGCUGUACAGUCGCCGCAUCCAGUUCCGUGUGGCCAAGGCUAAUCGCCACAGCCAGGACUUUGUCCCUCUCCAACUGUACGUUGACUUUCUGCUGACCCUGGUCAAGAACACCAAAUGGACAUCACUGGCCUCGACGCCCUGGACGCAGCUUAGCGAUGAGUUACGCCUCUGCCUCCGCCUGCUGCAGAUAAUAUGUGGCCAAGUGUUCUCGGACCGUGAAGAUCCCCUAGAGCGUCAGGAGUGGACGCGAGCCCUGCAGCAGAGCCUUCAGGUGAUGCUACCCGAGGCGCAGGACAGGCUGGAACUGCUCUCCAACUUUUAUGUGUUUGAAAGCUUGCCAGAACUAUGGCCUUGCGACGCGGACUACGCCUUGUUCCGCUUGCAGGGCUUUCUGCUCCUUGAGGCUGUGCUGUCCAACCCAAAGUCUCAGCUUGACUGCAGUCUAGUGCAUGUGCUGCGAGUGGCGAACGCCUGCAGCUCCCAGCUGCAGACACUGCGGGUGCAGGCCAUCGCCACGCUGCAGUUGAUCGGCAGUCGCUGCAAGCUGGUGACCCACGUGGAGCAGCUGGUCCGAUCGCUGUUGCAGAGAAAGAGCGAGCUGAGUAUGGACCACGAGCAGUAUGCACUGAUACUCUUCACCAUCUUGGAGCCGGAGAGUGUCACGGCCAAGGAGAAACUCGUACUGUCCAAGCUGAAGAGAUCGGUUCUGGCCCUGGCCUGUGAUCCCCAACAGCCGGCCAUUUGCACGGCGUCUCUACUAAAGGCUCUAAAGCAUGUGAACAACGAGCAUUUCCUUGGCGACUUGCUGCCCCUGGGCCAUGACGCCCUGAAGAGGAUAACCAGCGGCGACGGUGAUGGUAGCCAGCACCUGAAGCAGUUGCCGUGGCCCCACAGCGAGAUCUUCAAGUCGGUCCUGGAAAGGUUCGAAGGGAAAGUAGCGGUGAAUGUGUUGCUCCAAAAACCCAAAGCUUGGGAACUAUUCGAGGCCACAUUCGCCCGCCAGGAUGUGUAUAUCCAGCUGGAACAGAAGCUCCAGCCCUUGCCCUGCGUCCUGCUCAACAGCCUUUCACCGGAGACGUUCGAGCUUUUGCAGGCCAAGCACAAGGUGGCCCUGAUCAAGCUCAUUGUGGAGGCGGCCACCCGUUCAGACAACGACACCAUUUUCCUGGCCAGCCAUCGAAUGCUGAAGCGCAGCCGCUUGGAGUGUCAACCCCUGGCGCCGAUGCUAACAAAAAUGAUUACCUUCGCCAAGCGGAAGCCACCGCAGGGCUCGCAGAUCGGGGCCAAGCGACGCAACUCAACGUCUGCCAUUCAACAACUGGACCUGACCAGUGUGCCCUGGAAGCAGGGAAUGACUCUCCUUGAGCUGCUGGAGCAUAAGAAACUGCUGAUUGGAUCGGAGCUGCUGAUUCCACCGCUCUUCGAACUCCUGCAGGCGUGCCUUACGCUGGAGGAGCACAGUGCCGCCGAGUAUCCCAAGCAGCUGAUCCUCUCCAGCCUGCUGCACUGUUGCCAAACGGCUCAGUUGGCCGGAAUACCGCUGACCAAGACCCUGCCAGAGUCGUGCUUCCGCAUCGAGUUGGUGGUUCAGUGCCUGCGGAAUACGCGCAACCCGCAGACCCAGCAGCACGCCCUGCUCUUCCUUACCCACUGCGCCGCCAUGUAUCCGCAGCAGGUGCUGCACAAAAUCGUUGAGAUCUUCACGUUUGUCGGCUCCACAGUGGCGCGACACGAUGACGCCUUCAGCCUGCAUAUCAUCCACAACGUGGUGGAGUCGAUUAUACCCAUUCUUUUGCUGAAAACGGGCCAGAACGAGCUGGUCAUUCCCGUGCUCAAGGUCUUCGCCGACAUCUGCACGGAUGUGCCGGUGCAUCGCCGGCUGCCGCUGUACGCCACUCUAUUCCGAGUCCUGGAGCCCAAGAAGCACCUCUGGCAGUUCCUGUGCAUCGUGUUCGAGAGCCAUGUGCUGCUGGAUCAGAAGGCCUCUACGGACAAAUCCCGUCUAGAGUUUGGCCGCGAGCUGACUCUGAUGUUCGAGGAUCCGGCGGUGGGUCUGGAAACAUGUAUCCGGCUGCUGGAUUACUUAGCCAAACUGCCGGCAAACAAGAGCGGCCCAUCGCCAACGGGCUCCUUGUUCCUGUCCACGGAACAACAGCUCUUCGAUGUGGGUUCCCGGUCCUUCAAGCAGCUGCGCCACUACAAGUAUCUUAUCAUGGAUUUCCUGUCCGGCAUCAGUAGUUGCAACGAGUGGCAGGCGAAGAUGAAACGGCCCGAUCCCACAGAGCUGCUGCCAUACUACCAGGAAUUGAUCAUCAAGACCCUGGCCUACGUUAGUGUGGUCAAUGGAGCCCUGGAAGCUGCCACCGAAACGCCCUCACUGGAAAAGUUCUGGCGUGUGCUGGGGAACCAUGCCCACGAUGUCUUGGACAAUGCCAUCGGACUGCUGGCGCCGGAAUACUUCCUCAGCGUAAUCACCGAGUUAUUGCAGCACGACCUUGUCCACGUCCGCACUAAGGUGCUGGAGCUGCUGGUGACCAAGCUAAGCAAUCCCACAAGCGAUUACUUCCAGCACACACCAGCCGAACACUUUGCAGUCCUCCUGGCUCCGCUGCAGGCGAUCAUCAACGGCAUCCUUGAGGGUGGUGCCGGUAGCGCUCAGCUCGCGCAAUUACAGCAAACGGCCCUGCAUGCCAUGCAGCUUCUGGCGCAACGCCAUGGCCGUGACUUCAUCGAGGAGUGCCGAUCCCUUCUGGCCACUCUCACCAGGAUCACCAAGCGACGGGCAAAUGUGCCCAAGGCGGUGGUGGGCAAUGUUGUGCUCACCCUCGUCGAGAUUUGUGCCAGCCUCAAGGCCCAUGCCCUGGCCCAGCUGCCCAAGUUUGCGCCCCAGCUGACGGAGCUGCUCAAGGAGCAGGUGCAGCACAUGGCCACGCUGAAGCAGGGUCCCGACUAUGUGUGUUCCACCCUUGUCACAGCUUUUCACAAGCUCUUUAAGGCGCUGCCUGCCUUUCUGGGUCCCUACUUGGUGGACAUUAUAGCGGCCUUGGUUCGUCUAUCCGUCCAGCUGGACAGCCCCCUGCUGCUACAGGACAAACGCACGCAGGCCCUGAAGCUACUUCUGGUAGACGUCUGGGCGGCUGUUGCACAGGGCGUGCAGGUGCGCAUUCUGGUGCCCAGUUUCGCCAAGAUCUACAGCUGUUUGAUGGAGCAGCAGGCCUACGAUGAGCUAGGCCAGUUGAUGCAGCAGCUCCUGCUGCAAACCAUCCGGCACAAUACGGCUGCCCAACUGCAGCCGGUGCAGGAUGCGCUCAGCGAACUGUUCUUGCAGGCCCUUGAAUUCCGACUCCAGGUUCGUAGCCGCGGUCUGGAAAGGCAGCAGGUUUCCGAUGUGGAAUCUGCCAUCACGGAAACCUUUGUGACGUGGAUCCUCAAGCUAUCGGAGACUAGCUUCCGACCCAUGUACGCCCGGGUGCACAGGUGGGCGAUGGAGAGCAGCGCCAAGGAAACGCGCCUCACCUAUUUCCUGCUGACCAACCGCAUAGCCGAGGCUCUGAAGUCGCUGUUUGUCCUCUUUGCCAGCGAGUUUGUCGAAGACUCCUCGCAGCUGCUGGCCGAGCACAAUUCGAUAAGUCCCGGUUUCAAAGCUGGACAACCGGAGGACGAUGUGGACCUGUUGAUGGCCAUUUUGGGCACCCUCCAUCACGUGUUCCUGCACUGCAGCGAGGACUUUGUAAACGAGCAUAGGUUCAAUGCGCUGAUGACCCCGCUUGUGGAUCAGCUUGAGAACGACCUGGUGCUGAGCCAUGAGCCUCUCCACCAGGCGCUCAGCAACAGCAUUGCCCAGCUGGCGGUGGCCAGCAACGAUGUGAUGUGGAAGCAGCUCAACAGCCAGGUCCUGCUGAAGACGCGCACUCCCACGCCCGAGGUGCGUAUUCUGGCCUUCAAUAGUUGCGUGGCCAUCGCCCGCAAGUUGGGCGAAAGUUAUGCCACUCUACUUCCGGAAACAGUGCCCUUUAUCGCUGAACUGCUGGAGGAUGAGCACCAGCGCGUUGAAAAGAACACGCGUUCAGCAGUACAGGAGCUGGAAACCAUUCUGGGUGAACCUGUGCAAAAAUAUUUAUAAUAAUAGCAAACUGAGAGGUUCGUUUUUCAAACUGUAUAAAGCUAAAGAAAUAAAUAUAUUUUUAUUUUCGA
Messenger RNA from Drosophila kikkawai, 6473 nucleotides. Its product is annotated as HEAT repeat containing 1 homolog l(2)k09022. NCBI's taxonomy places the organism in Eukaryota, Metazoa, Arthropoda, Insecta, Diptera, Drosophilidae. Gene Ontology annotation, cellular component: small-subunit processome; 90S preribosome; t-UTP complex. The record is from RefSeq and is a predicted model, not a curated record. Gene Ontology annotation, molecular function: snoRNA binding. Gene Ontology annotation, biological process: maturation of SSU-rRNA from tricistronic rRNA transcript (SSU-rRNA, 5.8S rRNA, LSU-rRNA); positive regulation of transcription by RNA polymerase I.